UGACAAAUGGACCGAUGAGUACCCACUGUGUCUUUAGCAAUUACGAGGACCAGAGGAAUUUAAAAAAAAAUGCAUUGUAAAAAGGAUUCGUCGAAAUAGAAUGAUAUCGGGUGGAAUCUUCAUGAAGUUGUGAAUCGGGCUUAAAUUGAAACCAUGCUGAAGUGGUUUUCCAGUGAAGAUGGAGGGCCUGGCUCUGGAGAUCCAGGCUCUCAGGUGGGUGGUGGUGGUGGAGAGGCUACCCUGGCAGAAGUUGCAGAGCGUCUGGCUCAGACUGAACAGCUGGUGGCUCAGCUGAAGGAGAUGAUCAGAGAGAAAGACAUAACACUGCACACGAAAGAUGACCAGCUCAAGGCAGAGAAGGAGGCAUGUGAGGCCAAGCUGUCGAAGCUCCGCCUCCAGAAUAAAGCAAAGGUGACCUCUCUGACUUCCCAGCUGGAGGAGCUGAAGAAACAGCAGGGAAGUCAGGGCACCCCCACCCACAGCAAGAAGGGUGGAGCGGAUAAGGCGACAGAAGGCGGUGAGCAGGCCAGCCGAGGGAAGAUCGUUGUGCUAAAGAAGAAGGUGGAGGAUCUGGAGCAGCAUCUUGCACAAAGAGAGAAAGAACUGGAAAACAGUAGGAGGGAGGUUGAGACACAGAGGCAACGUGGUGAGGAGAUGGACUCCAUGCUGGUAGAGAAGGACAGGAAGCUAUCAGAGAAAGAAGCCUACAUCGUCCACCUGCAGACUGCUCUUGCAGGAGAUCAAUCAGUUACACCUGCGCCACAGCAAACGGUCAGUCCCAAGACUGAUGAGGGCGGGGCGCUCGAGGAGCUCCAGCUUCUGGUGCAGAGCCUGACCAGGAAGGUGGGGGAAGCUGAGGAGCGCUACAGUUUGCUCCAAGAACAGACGGACAGCCUCAAAGAGCUGCUGUCCACAGAAAAGCACCAGUACAACCAGAAGGAGAACAUGUACAAGCAAAACAUCCAGACAUUCAAAGACAUUAUCCUUCAGAAAGACAACAAGCUCAUGGAGGUCAACCAGAUGCACGAACAGGAGCUUUUUAAGCUGGCGGCCAAAUCUGAUGCCAGUGCUGACUUAGAACAGCUUCUUAAGGCUCUGAAACAGAAGCUCCAUGAGAAGGAAGAAGUGCUCCUUGGUAAAACCCAAGUCAUCGAUGUUCUCCAGGGGGAGGUGGAUGGCAGAGACCAGCAGAUUAAGGAGCUGACUGAGCGGCUACGUCGGCUGCAGGUGGAGCGGGAGAGCCUGGAAUCCAAGCUGGAGGCAGAGAAACACGUGAUGCGGGCACAGCUCCGUGACCUGCUGGAAAAACAGCAGGGAGAGGUGCGGCGCAUGGCUGAGCAGCAUCAGUCCCAGAUGGCUCAAACCAGGCAGGAGCUCCUGGGGCAGUUAGAUGAGCUGAGAAGGGUCACAGUUGCCUUGCCUCCUGUCAACCAGCAAGCAAUAGGAAGUGCAGACCAAGCCACCAACUUAGCCACUGUCCAAAGGCUGGCUGAACUGGAAGUUCAAGCAAAGCAGAAAACAGAGGAGGCCAGUAAAUCGGAGGCUAAGUUCUUGAAGAUGAAAGCCUGGUCAAAGUCCCGAAUCCGACAGCUGGAGGCGGAGCUGAGGAAAAGUCAGGCUGGAGGUGCUCCUCCUGACCUGAUAGCCCUGCAGAGCCGCAUCACCGAACUGGAGGAGGAGCGAGAGGAGAGCCUCUGGAAGCUGGAGCAGUAUGAAGAACUCAAAGCUAAAAAUGAUGUCCUGGAGGCCAAGCUGGUGGUGUAUGAAGAGCAACAGAGGACACUGCAGGCUGACCUGGAGCAGUUCACUAAGAGAGCAGCCUCUCAGGCCAGUGAGUGUGGGAGCGCUGAGGAUACCCAGAGCCAAGUGUUAGAGUGGCAAGAGAUGGUGGCUGAGGCGGUGAGCGCCAGGGACCAGGCCAGGGAGGAGAAAGUGGCCAUGGAGCUCCGCAUCGGUCACAUGGAGGAGGAGAGAGAGGGACUGAUUGAGGAUGACUGGUUCUUUCCUGGCUGCUCCGAUCCAGCGCUGGCCAGCCGGCAGCAGGAGUUGGAGGAGGAGUUGGCGCAGGCCCAGGGGCUCAGCCAACACAGGGCCAAGAAGCAGGCAGUUCCAGCCCAACGCACCCUACAGGAAGACUUUGAGUUUGAUGAGCAGCCACCAUUCCAGGACCCCUGCAGUGCCUCAGAAAGCACCACCCCAAUGGAGGGGGAGAACAUGGGAGGUUGGUGGCCCGAGUACAGUACCCCUGACACAGGUGGUUUGCGGUCAGUUGUUGAUGAACUUGAGCUUGAGAGGAAUCAACUGCAAGAGCAGAUACUGGUUCUUGAGGAGCGCUGUCAUGACCUAGAGGAUAGACUACAGCUGCAGGCUCGGAUCGAAGCACUGCAGGUGACGUUUGAUGUAGAUGAAGUUCGUCGGCCAUAUUGGGUCUCUCAGAAUGAAUCAGAGAGACUACAAGCCCAGCUUACCAGCCUCCGAAGUCAGCAGAGCAGAGAUGCAGAGAAACACCAGCUACUGGUUACCAGUCUUAAUGAACAGCUUAAAGGGCUGACUGACACACAAGAGUGCCUGGAAAGCUCCCUUAUUGAGAAGGAGAAUACGUUAGCCAAGACCUCUGAGAAAUUGGAGCUCAUCAGCAACCUCCGCGAGACUCUUAACGAAAAGGAUGUCCAGUACAAAGAUGUGUCUGACAAACUCCUUCAAGCUGAACACAAUCUCAUGGAAGUAUCCAAGAAAUGUGGUAACUUUGAGAAACUGUGCUCUGAAUUGAAAGCAGAGGUUAUGGACCUCACACAGAAACUCAAUGUGUUGAAAGAAAAGACACAAAAACAAGAGGUCAUCAUAGAAACUCUACAAGCUGAUCUUGACCAGACAAAUGAUGAGCUUGAUAAACUGAACACCACCCACUUAGAAGAGCGGGCCCAGCUCAUUCACGAACUUCAAAGCUGUGAGCGAGAGAUUGAUGGUCUCAAAGACACCCUGCUGGACAAGGAGAAGGAGAUAGCCACCCUCUCUGGGAACAUGGCAGAGUACACGGAGCAGAUAACAGUGCUGAAACAGGAGAUCAGACUCAAAGAGGAUGACCUUGUUCGUCUUGAAAGUGCAUUGAGUAAAGUAGAACGAGAGGCCAAGAUCAUCAGGGACUCUCAAAAUUCUGACCAGCAAGUUCUCAAUAACAAGAUCACAGAGUUGGUGGAGAAGCUCAAGGACAUGGAGACUGAGUUAUGCAAGGCCAGAGAGGAAAGAGAAUCUAAACUGGUUGAGGUGGUACACUUAACAAAGCAGGCUGAGGAGGAUAAGAAAAGCAUUCAGGACCUUGAGGGAGAAAUCCAGAAACAGGCUCUGAGUCAUCAUAAUCACCUCUCUGAAUGUGAAACACAUAUUUCCUCUCUGAAGGAACAGAUGACAUUUGCCAUCCAUAAACUUCAGCAGGAGUCUGAAGGACUCAGCCUAGAGCUCAAGGACAGAAAUACUAGGAAUGAGAAUCUCCAGCAACUGCUACAGGAUAAAGAACAGAGCUAUGAAAAAGAACUGAAAUCCUUCAAGGAAGAACAGAAUAGGCUUCUUGGAGAGGUGACAAAAUAUAAUCAUGAUGUGAAGUCCCUGAACAAGCAGCUAGAGGAACAAGUGCAGAGUCGUGAACUCAUACAAAAGGCAAUGCAAGAAAAACAAGAAACUAUAGCAUCAUUAGAAGACCAACUGAAAGCCUCAGAGAAAGCUUUUGAGGAGGAGAGACAGAAAUUCAGCAGUGAAUUGCAAGCCCGGGACUCGGAAUAUGAGAAGUUAGGGGAAGAGCUUAAAACUAAAUCAGACAAUAUAGAGAAAGUCAAGAACCUUUUGAAAAACACCAGAAAUGAAAAACGGCAACUGGAAAGAAACCUUAAACAAUUGACUGAGGAGCUUGAAACACAGAAACAGAAUGCAGAUCAACUUAAUGAAAAAGUCACAGCUUCUCUUCAACUUGACAGAAACCUAGAGCUUCAAGUAAGUUACCUUACAAAGGAGAAUGAGAGGCUUCAACUGGAGGUGACUAAAAGUACAAAAUCUAUUUCAGCUCUUACAGCUGAGAAGGAAAUCCUGCACACCAAAAUAUCAGUCUCUGAAGCACAGCAUUCAGAAAAUAGUAAAGUUAUUGAAGGGCUACAAAGAGAAAAAGAAGAACUUAAUGUUAGAACUGAGGAACUACAUAGAGUCAUAGAGCAAAGCAAACAGUCCAUCUCAGAAACUUUGCUGGAGAAAAUGAAUGAAUGUAGUCAUCUAAACCAAUUACUCAGGGACAGAGAGGAGAAGGAGGGACAAUUCCAGGAAAAAGUCCAAAGUAUGAUGUCUCAGGUUGAUGAACUCCAGCGUAACAUAGAAGCAAAAGAACGCAUAAUUAUUGAUCUGAGAGCAAAAAUGGUGGCCCAGGAAAGCCAGCAAGUGCAAUUUCAGGAAAAAUUGUCAUUACUUCAGGAACAGGAGAAUGCCUUAAAAUCUGGGCUUAUGGAGAAAAAUGUUAUGUUGACACAGAAACAGGAGGAGUAUAACGCUUUACAGAAUGAAAAUGAAGAGCACAACGAUAUGAUUGCAAAGCAACAAGCUGAGGCUGAGUUGCUUCAUGGAGACUGUUUACAACUCCACCAGCAAAUUGGAGAGAAAGAGGAAAUGAUCAAAGAUGUAACACAGCAAUGUCAAAAAUAUAAAGAUCAGCUAAAUGAGAAGAAUGAGAUGGUUUUGUCGCUCAGCAGCCAACUUAGUAUCAUUCAGAACAAUGCCAUCAAGCUUGAAUCAGAAAAAGCAGACAUGAGAAUAGAUUUGGACAGCAGUAUCACUGAAAAUGUCAAAAUGAAACAGGAGCUAGAGCAGAAACAAGCAGAAUUGAUGACUUUACAUAACCAAAUCCAGUCACUGACUGAGAAAAAUCACCAACUUGGAGCAUCCCAUGAAAUCAGGGAGAAAGAGCUAGCUCAGCAAAAAAAGGUUGGAUCUGACAUUGAUGAGAAACUUAAAGCAGCUCUUGAACAAAACAUAAGCUUUAGCCUUAAAAUUGAAAGCCUAACGGAGUAUAGUCAGGUAUUAGAGAAAGACUUGAACCAGAAGGUUCAGUCCAUUUCCAAACUUACCAGCGAGAGAAAUUUACUUCAAGAGAAAUUUUCACAGCUUGAAAAACAACAUUCAGAUGAUCAGGAAAUAAUCAGAGGCCUGCUGAAAAACAAGGAGGAGCUUACUUUGGCAGCAGAUGAAUUGAACAAAGUGCUUGAGCUAAGCAAGCAGUCAAAUUCAGAAAGUUUGCUGGAGAAAACAACAGAAUGUCAUAAUUUAUCAAAGACAUUAAGAGAGAGGGAAGAACAAGCUGCAACUUUACAUGAGCAAGUUGACAGCUUGAAAAUGCAGGUUAAUGAACUCAACAUUCUCAUAAAUGAGAAAGAAAAGACUGUGUCAGAACAUUUUGCCCACAAAGAAGCCCAGCAAGCCCAACUGGUUCAACUUCAAGAUACCUUAUCUCUUCUUCAGGAACAGGGGUCUGUUCUUAAGUCAGUGCUUAUGGAGAAAGACACUCUAUUAAAUCAGAGAGCUGAAGACUGUAGCUCCUAUCAGAAUGAAGUCAUGCUACAGAAAGACCUCAUAUCCAAGAUGGGAGGUGAGGCUGAGUUACUUAGGGAAGAGAACCUGGAGCUGCGCAGGCAGGUAGAUGAUAAAGAGCAAAACCUAAGAGACAUAAGACUUAAUUUUCACAACCAUAAAGAGGAGCUGAAUAAACGCAAUGAGUCAGUGAUAUCACUCAGCAGUCAGCUCGGUACCAUGAAUGAGAACACUGCAAAGAUGGAGGUGGAAAUCAGUGGCUUAAAGUCUGCACUAGAGAAACUUGCCACUGAAAACCGCCAGUUGAUACAGAAAGUGGAUCAGAAAAAAGUUGAGGUUGUUGAUCUUAAAGACGAUAUUCAAGUGCUGAAAGAGCAGAAUAUGAGAAUAAAAUCUGAAUUGGAAAAAUCAGUGAUGGAGCAGUCCAAGCUACUUGAAGAAAUAGCAGAGCUCAAAAAAACAGUCUCUAAUAAGGACAACAAGAUGUCUGAUUUGUCAGAACAACUGAAAGCAGCAUGCUUAUCAAAGGAAAGCCUUUGUUUGGCAGUGCAAGAAAAAGAACACUCUCUUAAACAGCAGGAAAUGGUCGUCCAGCAAUUACAGGCACAAUUUCUGGAGGUUGAGGGUCAGACAAGCCAACGACAAGGGGUUAUCAUGGAGCUACAGACUAAGGUACAAACUCUUCAAAAAUCUCUACAGGAUAAAGAUGCACUAUUGCAACAGACUGAGAAGGAGCUUAGCUUUAUUCAAGAGAAAUUUACUUCAGAAAUACAGAAUUUCAGAAGUGAUCUUGAUUCAAAUUCAGAAAUAAUAUCAGGGUUGCAGAGUGAAUUGAGUAAUGCAGCCAAAAAGAACACAGAGCUUAGCUGUAAAAUAGAUGAGCAAGAGAUCCAGCUGAAACAGAAUGUUGACUAUAAUAUCAACGUGGGAACACAAGUUUCAGAACUUAAAGAGUCCAUGGUAAAAUUAAGAGGUCAGAAUGCCAUCCUAAAUUCAGAAUGUUCCACAUUGAAAGAGACUUUGAAGCAAAAAGAGCAGUUUAUUUUUGAAUUUCAGAAUACCUCAUCAGCCAACAUUGAAAAUCUUAAUUCGAAACUGGGAUCCAAAGAGGCAGAGUGCAUGAGCUUGAAAGAGCAGCUUUCACACCUUCAAGAGUCUGUAACGAAGCUUAACAAUACUUUCCAAGAAAAUAUGUCUGAAGUGGCAAAUCUGAAAGAAGCCUUGGAGGAAAAAGAAACCACUCUGUUGGACCGUUCAAAGUCCCUUCAGGAAAUGCAGAUAAAAGCAGAUGAAGCUGUUCUUUUUAAAGCCCAUUUCAUGGAGAGCACAGAAUUGGCAUCACAGCUACAGAUUCAGAUUCAGUCACUUUCUACAGAGUCUGAAAACCUCAACAGGUCAUUGGGGGAGAAGCAAAGUGCCUUCAGCAACCUCCAGGAGAAAUAUGCAACCCACUUAGAGGAACUGCAAGAUGUUAGAAAGCAACUGUCUGAAAGUACCGAUAAGGUUUCACAUCUUACUAAGCUCCUGAGUGAUGGUAAAAGUGCACUUCAGGAAGCAGAGGACACUAUAGAGACGUUGCGAAACGAGCUACAUCUUAUCCAAGGGGAACUUCAGAAAACUCAAGAAGUUAAUUCCAGUCUUUUGAAGCAAAAGGAAGAAGCCUUUGCCACCCAUCAGACUAGCAUGACAUCAUUUACAGUGGAAAUAGAAAGACUAAAGUCACAACAUCUUCAAGUUGUGGCCCAGAUGAAUGUCCUAACAGAAAACCUGGAGCAGAGGGAGAUGGCCCUUCAUGCAAUUAACAGUCAGUACACAGCCCAAGCCAAAAAUACGGCUCAUCUGGUGUCAGAAAUGCAGAAACUUGAGGAACAAAAUAAGAGGCUAAAUGAAGAGAUUAGUUUGUCAAAGGAAGAACAUUCAAAGCAACUUAAUGAAGUCAAUAAUGAAAAAACAAACUUACAACGGGAGCUUAAAAGGCUUGGUGUAGAGAAGGAUGACCUGGAAAGAAGACUUGAUCAUCAGAUCCGGGCAACACAAGAAGAGCUACAUCUUCAAGUCCAGCAGCAGUCCAGCAGCAUGAGCGAAAUUGUGGAGAAAGUGAUGUCUGAAAAGGAGAGCCUUCAAGCUGAGGAAAUUGGGCAGAAUUCGAAUGAACUUCAGAAAGCAUUACAAGAUGCAGAAGCCUACAGGCUGCAAACCGAGAAAAAGAUCAGCAGCUACCAGGAAGAACUAGCUGAUCUCAGGUCUGACAGAAAUAGACUGCUCAGUGAAGCCCUAAAGAUGAAAGAGCAGGUGGCAGAAAGGAAAGAUGGACAACCAGUUAAAGAGGCUGUGGCUCUAGUUGGUCAGGGUGGAUGGGAGCAGAUUGUGAACCAGCUCCAAACAGAGAGGAUCCAGAUGCACAGAGACCUCCAGCAGUGUCUCUACGAGAUUCAGCAGAGAGACCAGCACAACCAGCAGCUCAACACCGAGCUGAGGGCAGUCUCCCAGACCCUGAGGGACACCCAGAACCGCUGCUUUUGGUUAGAGAGUCAAGGCCAGGCAAUGCAGGGGUCAGCGUGUGCUGAGGUGGCACCUGGGGCCCCCCAGGAGAGAAGCAGUCACUCUGUCACAAUUGAAACCAGUGAGGCCAGUCAGCUCCAAGACAGGCUGUUUGAGUUGGAGCAGAGCCUGAGAGAGGAGAGAACAAGACGGGAGGUGGCUGAAGAGGCUCUGCGUGUCACUGAGGAGAGGGCCAAGAGCCCAUCCCGUUCCAGCCAGAGGGACUACAGUAUCCAGUUAGAAACUGAGGAAGAGUGGGAGACCGUAAUUCUCAACCCCAGUGAGCCCCUACUCACACGCAAGGUGAAAGGUGGGAUGCUGAUGUGCCGACGAUGGUUCCGAGGGAGAAGCCUUUACUGCUCCAAGCUGAUAACAACACGCGCCCGAUCCCGAUACUUCUUCCUGGCCUACUUGCUCACACUGCAUGUAUUAGUCCUUAUGUGCCUCACUGGCGCCCUCUAAGCAGGGGCACGGUGGGCAAUUCACUAUUUGGGUUAAAUUUUCAAACUCUUGAUAGAUUAUCCUCAAAAACGUUCUUUAUUUUUUUUUCACUGUUGCUUAUUAAAAGAUUAAGCAAGAUAAAAACUUGCCAUCUCAAAGAAAGGCCUGAUUUCUGAGAUCUUGCCCUGUAUAGGGUGAGAACCAACAAUUUCCUGAUUAGAUUCAGAUCAAAUUCUGCCAUUGCUAUAAUUUAGAAGGUCAACAUAACUACCAUAGCUUUCUCAGAGCAGUGUUUUGGAUAGUUUGGUUUAGAUAACAACUCUGAAGUUCAGUUCACAAAAUCCUUAAAUGUAAAACGCCUUAAACAUAUUGAAAGCCUGCUCUUAGCUGCUCUCCAGUUAGUUCUUGAUGAAAAGCUGCUGUUAGAUUCCAUAAUCUUCUGAACUUAUUGAUUCUGCCCAUGUGGUGUUAUCUGAUUGGUAUAAAGAAAAAGAAAAAAAAUGUUUGAUACAAUGACUCAAGCAGGAGUUGGAAGUUAGAAGUUAGAUUUAUACCUUUUAAGAAAGCCCAAGAAGGCACUGAAAGCCAUAUUCACUCUUAAUUAAUACUACUGUUUAAGCUGCUCUUAUUUUUUUCUUAAUCUUCCUGCCUCGUCCCCCCCCCCCCACACACACACACACAUCUCUGAGGUGAAGGCAGACAUGCACAAUGCUACUCUACUCCCACACCAAAUCCACUGAAUGCUCAAACCUCAAUAUACAAGUGUUGGUCUCUUUCUGUACUGGCUUUGCCAUGACUGCCUUUCUUGCCUCCAUACCUCACUCAUAAUCCUGAUGCUGAGUUGAAACUAUGCACUGAAAUUUACAGCUCUUUAUAAAUAUAAUCAUCUCUAAUCAGUUCAUUAGCACUGCAUUUCCACCCCCUCCCCUACUGUCUUCAACCCUUUAACAUGUAUAGCCAAAGGGUAUUCAGGAAUUGCAUUCUGUAUUUUGACAGUCUGAAUAAGUGCUCUCAUGACCCUAAAAGAUGUGGGACACAGUGGUUGUUAAUGCCCUGAAAAUGUAUUCUGAUAUCAUGGUGUGCCAUUGAAAAAUGUCUGCAAAAAAAGCCAGAGGAUGUAAAAGUAUGUAUUUGUUGGAUGGUAUCCGGUAUGUAAGCCUGCAUCCACAGAGGUAAUACCGUACAGUAUAUACGUGUUUAUUUAUGUAGAUAUUUAUGUUUUUCUAUCCCCUCUGCUCUAUUGGUCAGUUGUUGUACAUUUAAACUUGAUUGUUUUGGAAAUCACCAUAUGAUUAUAGAAAGCAAAUUUUCACAAAUGGCAUCAACGAACCUGCCAAACACUUGGUGUGAAUCGGCAAAAAGACAUGGCUCUUGAACCAACUUUUUUUUUUCUAUACUGGGGAAAACACAUUGAGUUGCUUAAUAUGUGACCAAGUUCUUAUGUUUUUUUUUUUUUGUUUUUUUUUUUUACCUUGUUGCAAUCAAAGAUAAAUUGAGUUUAUUUUAGUGAAAGAUGACUGAGAUGCAUAAUUGUGUUUAUCACAUCAAGGUGAAAAUGAUAGUUUCAGAUUGGGCUAUUUUUUUUUUUUUUUGGCUUGCUCAUUGAUCCAAUUUUGCGAAAAUAUUUUGGCUGCUGUUAAGGUUGCGGUACCCUUGUCCUAAUGUUCUGUAUAUAAGAGUGAUUAAUGGGCAUAAAAUGAACGGGAUCUAUUUAUAAAAAGAUAACUACUGAAAGAUGCUAAGAUGUCAUAUUUUCUAUACCUACUCUAUUUUUUAAAGAGUUAAGGAAUAGUGAUACAUUAGCCCUUUAUCAUUAGGCCUAAUUGUGUGCAAUACUGUGUAGACAAGGACUUCUUCAGAUGAGUUCAUGCCAUCCUGAAAGAGUUUUAAUAAAGCAACCUGAUU
Molecule: messenger RNA, 10449 nt
Organism: Lampris incognitus (smalleye Pacific opah)
Lineage: Eukaryota; Metazoa; Chordata; Actinopteri; Lampriformes; Lampridae
Product: golgin subfamily B member 1
Exons: 31
Coding region: 154-8565 (2803 amino acids)
Cellular component (GO): Golgi apparatus
Source: RefSeq, a predicted model, not a curated record